Molecule: messenger RNA, 1170 nt
Organism: Rotaria sp. Silwood2
Lineage: Eukaryota; Metazoa; Rotifera; Eurotatoria; Philodinida; Philodinidae
Source: the annotation of a GenBank genome assembly
AUGUUACUGAAGGUGCCAAAUGUCCCAUCGUCCUGGUACAAAUUAAAACAAGUUAUUAGUAGGUCGAAUACAAAACCAAAACAAAAACAAAAAAUGAUUGAUUUAACACUAUAUUUUUGUCCAGAGUGUGAAAAUGAAUCUAGUGAUUCAGAUAAAUGUACUAAUCCGUUUUGUUCAUACAACACAAAUACAUUAAUACCACCUCACACAUGUAUGAUAAUGAAUAUUCAACAACAAAUUGAACAAGUUUUAAGAUCAAUCAAUCAAAAUGAUUUGAAUUUACCAGCGGAAAAAUAUAGAAAUACUAAAAAAUCAAUGACUGAUAUUCAGGAUGGACAUGUUUAUACAAACAUCUUACACUCAUUGGAAAAUGAACGUCAAUCAAAGUUUAUAUCUUUAACGUGCAACAUUGAUGGAGCAGCAAUUUAUACAAGUAGUGAACAAAGUAUGUGGACCUUCACAGCUUGUGUAAAUGAACUGAAGCGAACAAAGCGUUUUUCGAUUGAAAAUAUUAUUGUACUAGCAAUCAGUGUAGGCCGUAAAAAACCAUCCCGAGUGAUCAUGCAAAAGAUGCUUUCUCCAAUAGUUCUACGUCUAAAAGCAUUACAAAAACCAAAUUUAUAUCAAAUCUCCAUCGAUUCAUAUGAAAUACUACGUGUUUAUCUUAUUGGAAUCUGUAAUGAUAAACCUGCGAAUAGUCUUGUUCAGAAUCAAUCUGAACCAAAUGCAUUGUACGGUUGAUAUACAACACCAGCAAAAAUUCACGCAAUACCAGCAAGAUCAAAAAAAAUAACAACCACAUAUAUUCGGAUUUUUCCAACGCCAACUAAUGAAAAACCGCAAAUGAGAUCAAAUGCUCGAUGGCAUGAAAUAAGUCAUGCUGUUCAAAACGGUCAUGUUUUUUUUACUGAAGAAAAAAAAACACAUUCGUUUGGUUAUGAAGGUGAAUCUGAAUUUACGAAUUUAGCAUUUGUUGAUCGUGGUACAUCUUUUAUGAGCGACACUUUGCAUACGAUCUAUCAUGGUGCCUUUGUACGUGCUAAAGAAUUUUUAAAAAUAAGUAGUUAUAUAUUAUUUUCUGAAGUAGAAGAAAUUAUUACAAUUGUGGACAAAAUCACCAAACAAUCAGUCAUGGUCGAUAGCACGCUUUCUGCCAUUCAUAAAUCUUGA